This is a messenger RNA of Cladophialophora immunda, 1077 nucleotides long. RefSeq lists its product as uncharacterized. Bases 1 to 1077 code for a protein of 358 amino acids. Lineage: Eukaryota; Fungi; Ascomycota; Eurotiomycetes; Chaetothyriales; Herpotrichiellaceae. The record is from RefSeq and is a predicted model, not a curated record. The transcript has a single exon.
AUGGCAAAGGAGUUCGUCUCUGAGCCAUCUUCGAUUGCCGGCCGUUUCGACCUGAGGAGGUCUCUGAGGGCUGCCAGGGCUCGUCCUUGGUUGGUCAACAGCGUCCUUUGUGGACGGUCAACGGCCGCUGGUGUCAAGGCCGGUGGGGAUGCCCCUUCAUCGUCCGCGGCCACCACUGUGACACUUGUCUCCGACCCUGCGCCAACCGCUACUGUGUCAAGUGAAUCGGAGAAGCAAUCGUCGGACAACACUGCCGCUGAGGCGAGAGCUGCGACUUCGGUCAAAGCCCAAGCCAAAGCAACGGUCAUGGGAUCUCUGAUUCCCGUGCCGGUUACACCGGCCCUUAAUGGCACGUCGUCUCGGCUUUGUGGAUCCACCACACCUGGCAAGGAAGGCGAUUUGGGAAAGGACAAGACAACCGCCACGUCUCCUACCGUCAAAGGGGAGACAGCCUCGGCGUUGCGGAUCCCGGUUCGCCUCAAGGCUUCGCUUGUCGGGCCCCGGCCUGCUCUUGAGCAGGUACGACUUGACAGCACCCUUGUUGCUUACGCUGGGAACCCGAUUGACAAAGAGGCCGGCAAAAAGAGAGAGACUGUGGGAUGUGGUGGUUUCCGCCAUUUUGUUCGACGACCAGAAGCGAUGUCGAUCCAGAGUUGCAUAAACCCGGAGCCAAUCAGGAGUCAUCGAUCGGACCGCCAGGUCAAGUCGAUCCUGAAGCACCGUGUUGAGCCCUCUGAGGAGACUGAGCGGACUACUUGUCCACCGACUUCGGCCGGCCAUGGAGUGAUAUCCGCUGACCCGGUUCAGAAGAAGAGUGUGACGUUUGCCCCGUCGCUGUUAAUCACACCGGCCCGUUGUUGGCCAAGGGACAUUGUUCCUGAGUGGCGUUGUCGCCAGUGUGAUAGCUGUGGGCAUUUGUCGUGGUGUCGUGAACUUGUGGGCGCGAAGUUAGGGUUGCAGGCUUCUGAUGUCUGGCUGAAAGAUCAACUGAUCCGAGGCUACGACUACUUGAAGCAUUCAGGAGGUUAUCUCAGCAAGCACGGUUCUCAUGCUCCCACGGAUCUAUGGAGUUUUUGA